AUGUCAAACGACAAAAAGGAUCUUAUUGGAUGUUCAAUAUGUCAAAAAAGGGUUACAUUACAUAUGUUAUUGCUUAAUGCAAACUCACCGAUUCGAGGUAGCAACGAUCAAGGAAAAGAUAAAGAUGAAGUACCAAAACCAUUAAGAUAUCAAAUACCAGACAAUGACUUUUACACAUACCUAUUGGGUACAUGGAAGAGAAAUUUAGAAUGGAAAGAGUUUGGUGGAUUGUUUCCUCACAUUAGAACUAGUAAUACUGUUGUAAUGAUUGAAGAAUCAACCAAUUUCAAUUCAGAUCCAUCAUCAAGAUUCUUAAAGUGGAGUUUUGGAAAGAGUCUAAGCAAGAAUGAAAUGAGAUUUGGUUAUUUAAUGAAGAUGGUAUCAGCACCAAAGAAUAUUGAAACCUAUUUAGAAUGGACUUAUAUUGGUACAUUGUGUCAUGGAAAAUACUUGCCAGCCACAAACUGUGCCGUUUUAAAUUUCUUUCAACCAUUAUCUACUGUUUUGGUUACAUAUAGAGUUGUUGAUGAAAAUACAAUGUCAGUUUGUGUAGUAGAGGUUGAUGAAAAGCAAACUCCAUCCAUACAGUUUGGUAACAUUUUUUGUAAAUAA
Cavenderia fasciculata is the source of this 612-nucleotide messenger RNA. RefSeq lists its product as uncharacterized. The transcript has 7 exons. Lineage: Eukaryota; Evosea; Eumycetozoa; Acytosteliales; Cavenderiaceae. The record is from RefSeq and is a predicted model, not a curated record. Bases 1 to 612 code for a protein of 203 amino acids.